CACUAUUUGCAGGCUAGUAUUCGAGUACGAGGAAACGGCCACUCGAAUCAUUGGUGUGGAGCAGUGAUUAUUUCUCCUUUGCACGUGCUCACGGCUGCUCAUUGUUUAGAAGGAUACAAUAAAGGAACUUAUUUCGUUCGUGCCGGUGAUUAUAAUACAGAGAUAUCCGAGGGAACGGAAGUGGACGCCGACAUCGAGGAUUAUUACAUUCACGAGGACUUCCGUAAAGGCCUUCGAAUGAACAACGAUAUUGCACUCGUGUUGCUGAAGAGACAAGGGACUUUGCCUCUUGGCAAAGAUAUUGUACCCAUUUGCCUGCCAUCCGAGGACAUCGAAUAUCAGCCAGGUCUCAAUUGCACCAUCAGUGGAUUUGGUAGUAUCCAGACUGGUAUAUCAGCUCAUUCCAAAGAUCUGAGAUACGCUUGGAUACCGUUAUUAGAUCAAUCUGUCUGUUCUGCUGACCACGUUUAUGGCGAGAGUGCAAUCAACGAUGGAAUGGUGUGCGCUGGGACCCUCGAUGAGGGUAUUGACACCUGCGAUGGAGACUCUGGCGGACCAUUGGUGUGCUUGGACAAUGGUGCUUUCACGUUGUAUGGGCUUACCAGUUGGGGACAGCAGUGCGGAAAAGCCAAUAAACCCGGUGUUUAUGUCAGAGUAUCUUACUAUCGUGAAUGGAUCAAUCGGAAGAUUAAAGAAUCUCUCGUAGGAAGAUAGAAACUGCACUGGGAUUUCUACCAGCAUGGUACAGUUUGAUUGCAAAAAGAAUCUUCAUUUGUAUUAUUAUCUCAGCUUGACCUGAGUGUCUGCGAUACUUAAAUCGGAUACUUAUCACACAUCGAAUGAUCGAUUCAUACGAACCUGUCUUAAAAUCAUAUUUUUGUAGAUAAUAAGUUAUUGCAAAGCGUAAUAGAGAAUAUACGAAACGUUAUUAAUUAUUUAAAUAGAAUUACGUGUUAAUUGUUAAAAAAUGUUGA
Molecule: messenger RNA, 974 nt
Organism: Eufriesea mexicana
Lineage: Eukaryota; Metazoa; Arthropoda; Insecta; Hymenoptera; Apidae
Product: transmembrane protease serine 3
Exons: 4
Biological process (GO): proteolysis
Molecular function (GO): serine-type endopeptidase activity
Source: RefSeq, a predicted model, not a curated record